UUACAAGAAUUUUUGAUAAACGAUUCCAAUACCAUAGAAUAAAGAAUAUCCAAAAUUGAAAAGAUUCAUAUUCACAAUAAAACAACAUUGGACGAUGAACCAUCAUCAUCAAGAUGAACAACUCAACUGGUUUACGGAGCGUAGUGUGUUAUGGCCUGGACAAGCACAAUCUCUACAAAUAGAGCAAGUUUUAUUCAGUGAAAAGAGUAAAUUUCAAGAUAUUCUCGUUUUCCAAAGCAAAACAUAUGGAAAAGUUCUCGUGUUAGAUGGAGUCAUCCAAGUAACUGAGCGAGAUGAGUUUGCUUACCAGGAAAUGAUAGUACACUUGCCCAUGUUUAGUCACCACUGUCCGGAACGUGUUUUGGUAAUUGGUGGAGGUGACGGCGGUGUUAUCAGAGAAGUCCUGAAACAUGAUUGCGUUCAAGAAAUAGUAUUAUGUGAAAUCGAUAGUAUGGUAGUCGACGUGUGUAAGACUUAUCUCCCCCAAUUAUCUGUUGGCUUAGAUGAUCCUCGAGUCAAAAUAGAAUAUCGAGAUGGAGCAGAAUAUUUGAGACAACAUCCUCAUUCGUUUGACGUAAUUAUAACCGAUUCCUCCGAUCCUGUAGGUCCAGCAGACGUUCUAUUUCAAAGACCGUUUUAUGAAAGCCUACAUACUGCACUCAAACCAGAUGGAAUAUGUUGUUGUCAAGCAGAAAGUAUUUGGUUGCACAUGGACCUCAUACGUCCAUUGCUUGAUACUUGUCGAAAUAUUUUUGCUUCCGUUUCAUACGCUUAUACGAUGAUUCCAACAUAUCCUGGAGGACAGAUCGGUUUUGCUAUUUGCUCCAAGUCGGUACGUGAUAACAUACGGCAGCCUUUGAGAAAACCUGAUAUGACCUUACUACAAACAUUGAAAUAUUAUUGUCCUGAAAUACAUCAGGCAGCCUUUGUAUUGCCUCUUUUUGCUAAAAGGGAAUUGGAAGACAGUUCUUAAUUGUUGUUGUUCUUGUGUAAUAAUAUAUAGAAGCUAAGAGUCAAUAAAGUUUUCUUUCUUGAU
Galdieria sulphuraria is the source of this 1036-nucleotide messenger RNA. RefSeq names its product spermidine synthase. Lineage: Eukaryota; Rhodophyta; Bangiophyceae; Galdieriales; Galdieriaceae. The transcript has 5 exons. Gene Ontology annotation, molecular function: spermidine synthase activity. The record is from RefSeq and is a predicted model, not a curated record. Gene Ontology annotation, cellular component: cytosol. The coding region runs from base 95 to 973 and encodes 292 amino acids. Gene Ontology annotation, biological process: spermidine biosynthetic process.